CUCCAUUUGAAGUUUGCGCCGAAGUGACAUAAUGGCAGCAGCAUCGUCAUUUGCAUCUGACCUCAGGAUUGUGGUGUUUGGAAAGAGACAACAUGAAACAUCAACACUAUGUGACUUCAUCACAAGGGAUGAUGAUGAUCCUUAUCAGAAAAUCUCAAAGCAAUGUAGAGUCACGUAUGGAGAUUGGAGAGGAAAAACAUUAACAGUAGUGAAAACCCCAGAUGUCUUCAGUCUGCCUGAGGACAGAGUGAGAAACCAGAUGAAAAACUGUGUCGCUCUUUGCUCCCCUGGACCAAAUGUCCUCCUGCUGUUAGUGAAGUCGUCUGAUUUCAAUGGAGAGGACAGACAAAAAUUUAAGUUCAUCCUGAGUUUCUUUGGUGAAGAUGCCUUAAAACACUUAAUGGUCAUCCAAACACAAACUGGUGAGGUAGAGAAUUCUUCAAUGAACCAAAUCAUCCAAGACUGCAGACAAAGGCAGCACAGGAUUGACUUUGAAAGAAAAAAUCUUCCCGAAUGUGAUUAUCAAGAACUGAUUGAGCAGAUGGAGAAGAUAGUGAUCGACAAUGACGGAUGCCAUCUUAGUUAUACUGAAGGGACUGAUCCUAUGACGGUAGCUGUGGCCUCAAAACCUCCUCUGAACUUAGUAUUGUGUGGGAGAUUUGGAUCCUGGAAGAGUUCAGCCGUUAAUGCCAUUCUGGGGGAAAGAAAGUUUGGUCCACUUGCCAGCUCUUCAAAGUGUGUUAAAAAUCAGGGAGAGGUGUGUGGACGUAAAGUUUCCCUGGUGGAGCUGCCUGCCAUGUAUGGAAAACCUCAGGAGGCAGUGAUGGAGGAAUCACUCAGGUGUAUGUCCCUCUGUGAUCCUGAGGGUGUCCAUGCCUUCAUUUUGGUCCUACCGGUGGGUCCCCCAAGUGAGGAAGACAAGAAAGAGUUAGAGGCCAUCCAGAACACAUUCAGCUCUCGAGUGACUGACUUCACCUUGAUCCUGUUCACUGUGAAGUCUGAUACUAAGUCUCAAGCUGUUGUAAAAUGUCUAAGGGAGAAUGUGCACAUCCGAGAGCUCCGUCAGAGCUGCCGAGAACGAUAUUUUGUCUUCGACCUUAGAGACAAGCAGCAGGUUUUCCAUGUGUUGCACACUGUGGAACAGAUGAGAGCUGGUCAGUCCAGAUGUUUCACAAAGGACAUGAUGGCCAAGCCACUGGAGAAAAAGGUUGCACACCAACAAUCUGUACCAAAGAUGGCUGGUUAUAAACUUCAGAGCAGAGAGUGUCUCAGGAUGGUGCUGAUUGGGAAGACUGGUUGCGGAAAGAGCGCCACUGCAAACACUAUUCUGGGCAGACCAUGCUUCACAUCUCAAGCAAGCCCAAAGUCAGUGACGGUGAUCUGCAAGAAAGCAACAGGGGAGAUUGAUGGACGGCCUGUGGUCAUAGUCGACACCCCCGGCUUGUACGACACAACUCUGACCAAUGAACAAGUUAAACAGGAGCUUGUGAAAUGUGUCAGCAUGUUGUCUCCUGGACCUCACGUGUUCUUGUUAGUGCUGCAGAUCGGCCGCUGUACACAGGAGGAGAAAGAUACUGUGGAACUGAUCAAGGAGUUUUUUGGCAAGAACUCAAAAGACUACAUCUUUGUUCUCUUCACCAGAGGAGAUGAUCUUCAGAAUCAAACAUUUGAAAAAUAUAUACAGGAAGACAGGAAAGGCUUUGUUGACAAACUGAUCGAUGACUGUGGAGGAAGAUACCAGGUCUUCAACAACAAAGAUCAGAGUCGCGCUCAAGUCACAGAGCUACUGAGAAAAGUCGAAUCAAUGGUGAACAGAAAUGGUGGUGGCUGCUACACCUCUGAGAUGUUCCAAGAAGCUGAGGCAGCCAUACAAAAGGAAAUGAGGAGGAUCCUGAAGGAAAAGGAAAAAGAGAUACAGAGAGAGGUGAUGGACCUUGAUAACAUGCAGAAGAAAGAAAUGCGGGCGAAGAAAAAACAGUUUGGAAGACAAACAACCAGAAGGGAACAAGAACAAGAGCUGAAAAGCAUAGUAAUCAAGGAAAUGGGGGAAAACAUUGAGAAGGAGCAAGAAAGGCUGAGGAGAAAGGAAGAAGAAAGAAUUGCAGAGGAAAGGAAGGCAAAAAGACAGGAUGAAAUUCAAAAAAGGCAGUGGGAACAAAAUCUUGAAGUGGUGGAGAAAAAAAUAAAAUCUGGAACUGAAGAAAACUCAACUGCUCAGAAAAAGUGGAUGCAGGAGAGAGAGGAGAUCAGACGACAACAAGAGAUUUGGGAGAAGGAACGAACAGAACAGUGGGAGAAACGACAAAGAGAGGAUCAACAGAGACGGCAUGAGGAGCAAAAACGACUCGAAAAGCUAAAACAAGAACAUGAGCAGGAAAUCGAAAUAUACGAAAAGAAAAGAAAAGAAGACGAUAAGAUCAGAAGAGAACACGAGGAAAGAGAAUGCAGAGCAUUAGGGGAACUCUAUAUGCAGAGAAAGGAGGACGUAAGGAAGAAAAAUGAAGAGAAGGCCAGAGAGCAAGCUGUGGAAAACAAUGAAUUCAACAAUAUUUACGUCACGAUGAACAUGUUUGAAACGGUAAUGGAGGACAUGUCUGAAAUGGAAAUGGCGGAUCUGAAGCUGAGGCAACAAAACCAAAAUGACUUCAUUAUGCAACAGCUGCACAGAAACACAGUGUACGAGACAGAGUGGCAUGAACUGGAGAAAAAACAAGAACAGGAAAUGACUGAUCUGAAGUUGAGACUUGGUUUUGAAAAUGGAGAACGUCUUCACAAAGAAAUACAUGACCUCGAGAAAAAACACGAAGAGGAAAUGCAUAACUGGAUACAGGGACACAUGAAGCCAGGGACACAUAAAGAAAGCCUGAAGAAAGCCAAACAAACCAAGCCUUGUAGCAUAUUAUGA
This is a messenger RNA of Epinephelus moara (kelp grouper), 2905 nucleotides long. Its product is annotated as GTPase IMAP family member 8-like. NCBI's taxonomy places the organism in Eukaryota, Metazoa, Chordata, Actinopteri, Perciformes, Serranidae. The coding region runs from base 32 to 2905 and encodes 957 amino acids. Gene Ontology annotation, molecular function: GTP binding. The record is from RefSeq and is a predicted model, not a curated record. The transcript is spliced from 2 exons.